AUGAGGGGGCUCGCAGCUCUUGCAUUGGCGCUGGGUAGUGCACUGGCAGUUGCUUGGAAAUGGAAGAGAGGUCUUCUGCAGCGAAAGCGCCUGCGAGUGGUUGGCGUGAUUCCAGCCAGAUACCAGUCGGUGCGCUUUCCUGGGAAGCCCUUGGUGAGCAUCCUGGGCAAGCCAAUGGUGGUGCGCACCUGGGAGCAAGCCAGCAAGGCUACCACCCUGCAAAAGGUUGUGGUGGCCACUGACGACGAGCGCAUUGCCAGUGCGUGCCGUGACGCCGGCGCAGAAGUAGUCAUGACCAGCAGCGAGUGCCCCAAUGGUACAGUGCGGUGUCAUGAGGCGGUGACCAAGCUGCUUGGAGAGUACGAUAUUGUCAUAAACAUCCAGGGAGAUGAGCCGCUGAUUGAACCCCAAAUAAUCGACGACUGCGUACGGGCACUUCAGAACUCCCCAACGUCCGUAUACAGCACUGCCUGCACUCCGCUGGAGCAUGAGCAUGUGGAGCAUCGGACCCGUGUCAAGUGCAUCGUGGAUUGUGACGGCCAUGCAAUGUACUUUUCGCGAGGCAUGCUGCCGGCUAACAAGGAUGGCGUAGUCAGACCCUUCCCGGCCCCCUUCCAGCACCAGCCCUACUUGCUGCACCUGGGCCUCGCCUGCUUUGACCGCGCUUUCCUGGCACAGUACUGCCGCAUGCCCCCCACGCCCCUCAUGCUGAUGGAGGAUCUGGAGCAGCUCAAAGUGCUGGAGAACGGCUACAAGAUCAAAGUCAUUGUGGUGGACCACAAGGCGCAUGGUGUGGACGAGCCGGAGGAUGUUGCUGUCAUAGAGCAGAAGAUGCGUGAGCUUGGACUGAGUUGA
Coccomyxa subellipsoidea C-169 is the source of this 855-nucleotide messenger RNA. Its product is annotated as 3-deoxy-D-manno-octulosonate cytidylyltransferase. Lineage: Eukaryota; Viridiplantae; Chlorophyta; Trebouxiophyceae; Coccomyxaceae. Gene Ontology annotation, cellular component: cytosol. The coding region runs from base 1 to 855 and encodes 284 amino acids. The record is from RefSeq and is a predicted model, not a curated record. The transcript has 5 exons. Gene Ontology annotation, molecular function: 3-deoxy-manno-octulosonate cytidylyltransferase activity.